AUGUUUGUCAAGUCUGGUUCCCUGACUACUGACGAUGAAUAUCAUCCACAAACUUUGCACACUGAAAUCGAUAGCCAUGAUGAAAGCGAUGAAGGCAGUAUCCACUUUAAGAGCAGCCAUGGUGACGGUGACAAUGAACAAGAACAUGAAGCUGUCAAUGAUAAAGAAGUUGUAAACAAACACGGAUGGAAAAAAGCACGUGAAGGUCACAAAUACAGUGAUGGUAAAUUUUUUGCUUAUAAAAACGGUCAUGAUUCCGAAGUAACUAAUGGUUUGAAAACUAGUGGAACCAAUGUGAAUAUAAAGGCGCUGGCUAGUGAAACAACUGGUAGUGAUGAUAGUGGCCUUUCCGUAUCAUUCAAAAAAUCUUCUUACAAAUCCACUCACAAAUCAUUCUACUCACAUAAAUUAGUAUCACAUGAAGAAUUAUGCUCUGAUGACAAAUGGUAUAAUAAAUACGCAAAGGAUAAUGAGGAUGGUAAAGAUUUAAAUUUUAGAUAUCAUCACACUGAAGAUUGGUGGAACAAUUGGUGGAAAAUAGAUGGCUGA
Messenger RNA from Cetraspora pellucida, 549 nucleotides. Lineage: Eukaryota; Fungi; Glomeromycota; Glomeromycetes; Diversisporales; Gigasporaceae. The record is from the annotation of a GenBank genome assembly.